This is a messenger RNA of Adelges cooleyi (spruce gall adelgid), 1027 nucleotides long. RefSeq names its product cuticle protein 7-like. The transcript is spliced from 2 exons. Bases 73 to 546 code for a protein of 157 amino acids. Gene Ontology annotation, cellular component: extracellular matrix. The record is from RefSeq and is a predicted model, not a curated record. Lineage: Eukaryota; Metazoa; Arthropoda; Insecta; Hemiptera; Adelgidae.
UUUAUUCGUGUUUAGGCAUAGACACAAAUUGCUACACAUAAUAUUUUUCUUUUCGUCCGGUCUAUAACUUACAUGUUUACAAUGGAUUUUAAGUUAUCCAAGUGCACAUUGGUCGCGGCCGUGGUUUGUUUGGUCAAACUCGCCGUGGCUUUCCCUCUGUCCCUGGAACACGAUGGCGGCGGCUACGAUCAUGGAUCGAUGAACAGUUAUCACUUCGAGUACGCCGUCAACGAUCCGGUCACGGGCGACGUGAAGAGCCAGAACGAAGUGAGCGACGGACGCGGCACGGUCAAGGGGACUUACAGCCUGCUGGAAGCGGACGGUUCGACCCGAGUGGUCGAGUACACGGCCGACGACGUGCACGGUUUCCGGGCUGAAGUUAAGCAUAUCCAGGGCGUCAGCAAGUCCUAUGCACCGCCCGAACACCGGUUGCCCGCCACCUACGACGUUGCCGAACAACCUGCACCCGUUCACGAUGCCCGUGGACAGGUCGAAGAUCAAUACGAGCCCGGACAAUACGAGACCCAACCUGGAUCGUCGCACUGAACCGUCUUUUUGAAAAAUAACGAAUUAAUUAAGAAAAUCUGAUGAAAAAAUGUCCCCCCUUCGUCCACCCCAACGGCGGUUGUCUUUUGUUUUGGUGUUUUUCGGUCCGUAGAUUGGUCUAAUGAUGAAAUAUUUCUCCAUUAUUCUCUAUCCAAAACUACUUCUUUCGAUUGUCUAUAAUAUGAUCCCAUACCUAUAUUAUCUAACAUAAUUUGUUUUAUAUACAACAGGUCCUAGGUCCUACUCUUCCUGGCUUCCCGUCGGUUUUUCCCCCGACUAUUACAUUUUAUUAUUUCUCGUGAGAUGUCGUAUCCACUUCUUACUCCUCUCCGCGACCGCAGUCUCCCAUAUUGGUGUUUGUUUUGGUGUUAUGUAGCCUAAUACUAUGUGUUUUUUUAACAUGGAUUUUGUUGUUAUAAAUAUAUAUAUAAUUAUUGUUAUUAAUAAAUCUUUUAAACUCGUUGUUAAUAAAAAUAUUAUA